AUGGAAGGCGACAAACCGACUGGAUAUUCCCUGCUAUUGCGGAAUCUCAGGUACAGCACGACCACGCAGUUGGUGAGGGAGGCCUUUGAACGCUUCGGGAAAAUUCGCGAUGUGUACCUUCCACUGGACUUCAACACCAAACGGCCCCGGGGCUUCGGCUUCGUCGAGUUCAGCCACGAGGCUGACGCGAUGGAGGCGGUGAAGGCCAUGGAUAACGCCAAACUGGACGGUAACGUCAUCACGUGCUGCAUGGCGCAAGACAGGCGCAAAUCUCCGAACUCCAUGCGCCGAGCCUACAACAACGCCACGCCGGGCAGGAGGUACGAUUUUUCGCCGCCGAACGCGCGCAACGGCCAGCGCCAGGACUACUACCCUGGCAUGAGGUCCCGCAGCAGGAGCCCCGCCGCGCGCUACUCCCGAAGGUCGCCCAGCUACGACCGCCGGUACCCUCCCAUGCGCGACGACUACCCGUACUACUACAGGCGCGAUCACGACCGCUCGCCGCAGCGGUACCCGCGCCACUACCCUCCGCAUUCCAGGGAGUACCGGGACCACAGGCCGGAGUACAUGGAGCGCGACGCCAGGCGGUACACCGUCCGGCCCCCGCACAUAGACUACGCGAGACCAGUUCACGAACGCAGAAGGUCGCCUCCGAGGGGGCCCGAGCCUGAAGAGCUGUCGCCAGACUCGCACGACAUGCAGGCCCGGAGGCCGCCUCGCAAAAUCUAA
Molecule: messenger RNA, 729 nt
Organism: Babesia bigemina
Lineage: Eukaryota; Apicomplexa; Aconoidasida; Piroplasmida; Babesiidae
Product: RNA recognition motif containing protein, putative
Exons: 1
Coding region: 1-729 (242 amino acids)
Molecular function (GO): RNA binding
Source: RefSeq, a predicted model, not a curated record